CAGCAAAGAGACAGGUUGAUUAUAGCCACUGAUGGGGGGAGUGAGGCAGUACACAAGAUCAAAGGUGCCACGGCUGAGAUGGACUCCGGAGCUUCACCACUGCUUUAUGCACGCUGUCCACCUUCUCGGUGGUCAUCACAAGGCCACACCCAAGAUGGUUCUUCAGCUCAUGGACGUGAGGGGACUGACCAUUUCCCAUGUCAAGAGCCAUCUCCAGAUGUACAGGAGCAUGAGAAAUGAUUUGGGCAGACAACAAGGUAGAAGUCACAGCAGUGCUGGACAAAAAAGACCAUCUUUUUCAGAUGAUGAACCUGAUGGGUGCAUAUUAGUCGAACACCCCGAACCCAGUGACAGAAACAUACUUCACACAUCCUCGAAACCCAAUAAAGAAGACUCAUCUAAAUCAGAUUAUCAGUCGUUCAUGCACUGCGUCUGUGAUUCACUCCGGUGUAGAGUGGAGACGACGACGGCAAGUUUGAUGGAAACUUCAUGCACUGAUCUGCAGAUGAUGAUCAAGCCUGAGUACUAUGCAGUGGCAGAAUCUGAUUUUCUCCAGAUAGCAAAAGCAGAAGAAGUUCAAGAGCACGUGCCGCGAAAGAAGACGAAACGAACCGGCGUGAGAAGUGAAGUCGGAGAACUCAAGGACAUCGACGGCUGUGGCUGCGAGUUGUCAUUGUCGCUGUCACUUCCGACGAAUAUUCAACCUUUCUUGCAGGGAAGUAACGCGUCCUCAGAAAGCGGGAUCAGCGAAGCAAUAUCAUCAACCUCGUCCCCAAAACUCUCCUCAUUCUCAUCCUAUGAAGAGCCUUGUGUCAACUUAGAUCUAUCCAUUGCUCUUUGCGGCGCAUAAUUCAUCUGAUCAUGUUUUCUUCCUUCAAUUCUUGCUGUGUUUAGUUCCUUCCCUGAAGCAUUUGUUCUGUAGGUACUAACUUGUUGGCUUCCAAAGAGUUCGAUUUUGAA
This is a messenger RNA of Syzygium oleosum, 960 nucleotides long. Its product is annotated as putative Myb family transcription factor At1g14600. Gene Ontology annotation, molecular function: DNA-binding transcription factor activity; DNA binding. Lineage: Eukaryota; Viridiplantae; Streptophyta; Magnoliopsida; Myrtales; Myrtaceae. The coding region runs from base 32 to 850 and encodes 272 amino acids. The transcript is spliced from 5 exons. The record is from RefSeq and is a predicted model, not a curated record.